UUAAGAUGAGCCACAACUUCAUUGUGAAUUUUAAGUUGAUUUUGUUUUACAAUUGUACAAUAAAAAGAAAGUUCACAACUUCGUGGCUCAUACAACCCGAAUUUAAUAACUCUUGUUUGUUUGUAAGUGACAUUGAAAUACAUUGGUUGCCUAAGCUGGCUCUAGGUCUGGAUUUGGAUGUGAUGCAGUGCAGGACUGUUGGGUAUGAUGCUAUAAAUGCGAACAAUUUUAAGUUGAUUUUGUUGUACAACUGUACCAUAAGAAGGGCAUGAAUAAGUUGGUUAUCAGAUUGUUUCUGUCGCUAAAAAGAAAAGCAAAGUACACUUUUUGCGCUAUAAUAUAGAAUAACAUAACAGCUGUAAUCGUUUGUAUUCUUAGACACUUUGCAACUUAAAUGUACAUGUAUGCAUGCAUCAUUUUUAAUUCACGAUAUCCACACUUAUUUUCUGUUAUCAUAGUACCUGGGCACAUUUAUCAGUAAGUAAAUUGCACCCAAUCCCUCCAAAAGACAAGCCAACGUAUGUAUGCAAAAGGACUGUGGAUGAAAAAUCAUGAAGUGAGAAAUUACAUGUUGUAACUUUACAUAGUUUAUUGUGUGAUUUUGUUAAUUUUAUUUUCUAACAUUUCCCUUUUGUAUGGUUCAAUGGAAACGAAAUAAUAAGAAAAUCAUGAUGUUAUAGGGUAUUACUUCCUCUUUUAGCUCACUUCAUUCAUAUUAUUAGCCUAAGUUUAUAACAGUAUUGUUGUAUUUGUUACAACUCGUAUUAAGUUCCCAUGGAAGCUAUACUAUACCCUAUGUGAAAAUCAAUAUUUCUAAUUAUCUAUUCAGUCUGCCCCCGACUCUUUGGAAAGCCAUAGUCACAGUGGACCCAUAAAUUUAAAGAUAAAAUAAUUUUUGAAUUGGUUGAUAUAAAUAUAAUUUUUCACAUUCUAUAUACACACUAUUUAUAAAACCAGUGAAAAAAUAUAUAUGCAUUUGUGUUAAGGCAUUUACGAGUGUCUGCAGACUACAGGUAGUUAGCAUACCUCCAAACGGAAAAUUGUAGUUUAUCUGUAAUCCCACCUACCGAAACAUUAUGAGGGUUUUUUAGGAAGUAGGACCUCGAUCAUCCUUCCUCAACCAGGAAAUCCUGCAUAGUUGGCUGACUCUAUUCUUUUUUUCUUUUCCUCCACUGAAUAAGUAGAAAUGACGUAAAUUUUUUGUCAUAAACAAAAAGGCUGAAUUUCUUCUCAGGAACUUCCCGUGGUCUUAAUCUAGUUUCUAGCUGUAUACUCUGUAAUUUUAGUGUGUAGCAGUACAGGACCCAACUUUCAUGCCUCGGAAAGAGUUGGAAUACACUCUGAGAAGGACUAGAUCUAAUACAGGCUCUAUUUCAUAAUGUUUGAUGUUGCCCAAGACUUUAAUUUUGACCGGAACAAAUAGGUGCUAAUACCGAUUAUACAAGUCAGGUGUGAUCAUGGCAGCCAUCUUGGAUGGUCAGUUCUUUGAUUUCAACAUGGGGCCCUCAGAUAAAACUUAUCAGUCUUCCAGUAGUCCUGCAGUAAUUGUACAGAUCAACGACGUCCUCCUUACACCUAGUGAACUCCUGUCACCGACCGCCUUAGAAUACCUCGCAGAGGAGAUCGAGAUCAACACCAUCGAUGAGUUGGCUGGAAUCAUAGACAGACAUGAAGUGAAAGCAUGCGACAAGUCAAUGAGCGAAGAUGCCCAGCAGAAGCCUCAUGAGACUAUAAUGGCUGCUCAUGCGCUGUUAGACAUAUCACCAACCAACACCGGAGACGACAAGAAAUUCAUUACUGUAGAUUUCAUCAAAGAAGAACCACCUGCCAGUCCCCUGCCAGAAGAAAACAUUAACCCAAUCACUGCUGAUGAUCCUGAUGAAGAUGAUGAACUGAAGCAUAGAGUCUCUCACAUCCACCUUGAUGAGGAAACUAUGAGAGAGCUGACACAGAAGGGUAUGGCAACUCCUUCAGCGGAAACACUCAAUACCCUUAUGCAAGCAACGCUAAGGCAAACGGCCGACUCACAACAAGUACUGACCGUUCCCACGUCACAGUUUGCGUUUGAACCGCCAUCGGAUCACAAUAUUGAGAUGAGCUAUGAAAUGAACCUUGAUACAGAUCACCAUCACAACCACCAUCAUAAACACCACCAUCACCAUGAAGGAAAAGAACAACAUAAACGACAUAAAAAGUCUAAAAAGAGUCGAAAGCCAAAGAUUAAAUCAGAAUCACCUCUCCAACUGUCAAACGGUGGCAUCAGGAAAAAGGCAAAAGAUGCACACACCACGUACCUGUGGGAGUUCCUAUUGGAGCUACUUCAAGACACUGAGACCUGCCCUAGAUUCAUCAAAUGGACAAGCAGGGAACAGGGUAUCUUCAAACUGGUCGACUCCAAGGCUGUAUCCAAGUUAUGGGGUCAACACAAGAACAAACCUGACAUGAACUAUGAGACAAUGGGUAGAGCACUCAGGUACUACUAUCAACGGGGUAUCCUAUCGAAGGUUGAUGGACAGAGGCUAGUCUAUAAAUUCUGUGAGAUACCAAAGAACAUCCGUGAAAUCGACUGCAGUUGAGGUCUUCGGCAUCACUGACAAUCUUCCAUUCAUCAGCUUUGUGACUGGUUAAAACAUUAUUACAGAGAUUCCAGAUUAUAUAGAAAUAUAUGAAUAUAUAUUAGAGAUACUUUAUAAUAUUUGCUUGAGAUUGCUUAUUCCAUUUCAACCGAACCGAUGGGCAAUGGAAAUAUUUGUUUUGAUGAGUAUUCGACGCUGUAGUGCAGUAGAUGACCAAACUGGAUUUUCGCCAAUGGUGGCAAGGCCGAACGAGGAAGAUUUGAUUAUACAUGCACUGUAAUGUUUUGGAGCGGUUGAAGUCAAAAGCAACAAUUUGAUAAUAGUGAUUUGGGGUAUAUACCUCGCACAUACUGGUAUCUACCUUAUUAGGUGUUCAAGGUGCUUCUGUAUCACCCCUGCUGAAGUAGCCUCCCGAUUCAGGUGUUCACAGCUUUUAUGAGGAAUUACCUCCUGCCGUUACCCAUUUACCUCACCUGGAAUGAGUGCAGGCCGGGAAGUUAUACCAUGGCUGGGAAUUGAACCCACGAUCCUCGGUUUCAAACGCGAGAGUUGGAAACGCCAGACGACAUCGCUCCAAAGCAAUAAUGACAUGUUUCAUCCUGCCAAGCAACGAAGAGAGUAUGUAUGACGGCAAAAGAAAGCAUGGGUGACUCGACUGACUUGAUCUUCCAGAAACAUCUGUCACUCAGAUUUGAGAAAAUGUCCAUUUUUGAAUUUUUGGAAUAAUUUUCAGAAUUUGAAUGAAUUCCCAAACCCCAUAUUAUGCAUUUUGUAUGAACACAUGUUUUUUGUACAUGUAUGUUGUCUGAUUGUGCCAAGAAAGGGUAACAUCAUGGGAAGUUACCUUCCUUACUACAUGAUAAGCAAUACUGAUCAUCUUGCUCUGUAUGGGCUCUUGAUGAAAUUUCUUACAUUUCGGAACAGAUUUUAAAACCAUACCCCAUAUUCCAGGGAAUAAUUUUACUUCUCAAAGUUGAUUAGCAUUUGUGGUUGUUAGAGAAAAGCUUUCUGUACAAUUCUAUGUAAAAGAAUAGCUACACAAGUGAAGUUUUGUGUAGCGGUCAUAAAAUUAUGUGGAGCAAAUUGCGAUGCGAUACCAGGAAAAUUAUUCCCUGUAUUCAAUAUUUACAUAGCUUGAACAGGGAACUACAUAUAUGCUGUAUGUCAACAUCUGAUGACCAUUUGAUAUAAUCAUGUCAUUACCCCUACUUGUAGCAAAAGUAACAAUUUACUGUUGUAAAUCCGAACAUUGGUAUGCAACCAUUGAUUGAAAAGAAUUUCUAACAUGUCUUUUUCUGGAGACUUGCAGUCACCGUUUCAAUUAUUUUUAUUAUUAUACUGAAGAAAGUGUAUGAAGAUGAGUGAUAUGGCUUAGAGUGAGAUAAAUCAUUUGUUUUCUUUACCUUAGAGUUUGCCUUACUGACAGUUGAUUUUUUUUUUUUUGGGGGGGGGAGCUACAUCACCUUUACUAUUACAUCUUGACAAUAUAUUCUUUUCAUUUAACCCUGCAAAGAAUAACUUUUUGGGUUGUACUUUCUUAGGGGAUUUUAGUAUCAACGUGCACAUGUAUAUGACAUCAUUUGUUAUAAAUGCAAAGAAUUUGGGUUAUGGUUGGAGCAAUUUGAAUAUAUUUAACUCUCAGUCAUUAUUCUCACGCUUUAAAUUUUUUUAAAUACUGUCUGUAUGAAGGUGCUAUGAUAAGAUAUCAAAUGUAACUGUAAGACCCUCAGUUUCUGUUAGCUUGAUUGAUUAUUCCCCCCUUGCACAACAACUUAUCUAUUUAGUGAUCUGUUGAAUAUCUCUCAGGACUACAUGUAUAACAUGUCGGUUUCUAGUGUACCAUAUUCGAAUAUUGUCCAUGUGUGUAUAGAAUUUUGUUAUGUAUUUCUUCCUAUUAUUGCAAUACUCCUAAAAUACUUCUAACUCCUGACUCUUAGUCUAUUAUUAAAGGCCUAUUUAGACCCAUUUCACAGCCAGAGGCCCCCCCCCCCCCCCCCCAGAGUCUGCUUCCCCUCUUUAAGAUCUUGGCCCAAUGCACCAAUGUAAUAAUCUAUAAUCAAUCUAAAAGUGUACAGUAAACGCUUGAAAGUGAAAACAGAGGUAUGCUCAGAUUAAUUGGAAAGUGCAGUGGCUCAUUUUGUGUAGAGAGUCUCUGUGUGAGAC
Messenger RNA from Lytechinus variegatus (green sea urchin), 4739 nucleotides. RefSeq names its product ecdysone-induced protein 74EF-like. The transcript is spliced from 10 exons. Gene Ontology annotation, molecular function: sequence-specific DNA binding; DNA-binding transcription factor activity, RNA polymerase II-specific. Gene Ontology annotation, cellular component: nucleus. The record is from RefSeq and is a predicted model, not a curated record. Gene Ontology annotation, biological process: regulation of transcription by RNA polymerase II; cell differentiation. The coding region runs from base 1458 to 2576 and encodes 372 amino acids. NCBI's taxonomy places the organism in Eukaryota, Metazoa, Echinodermata, Echinoidea, Temnopleuroida, Toxopneustidae.